AUCGCCGCCGCACCGUCCGCCGCCGCCGCCGCAGUACCGCCCGACCUCUCCGUCCGGCUUGAUAUCUGACGCAGGAAGUCGCCGUGUCCUGCGGAGGAUGACCACGAUGCUGGCGCCCUUGGGUCUCUCGCUGCUGCUUGCGGUCCUGUGUGCGGCAAAAGAUCACGCGCCUAUAGUGGACGUGGGCGAGCAAUUCUGCGAGAAGAUCGUGGACCCCGAAGUGCAAUCGCAGUGCUUGACCUGUUUCCAGGAGGCUGAAGAUGGCAAGAAAAACGAGAUAAAGCGCUGCAUAAGGGAAUGGUUAAGUCCGCAGAUGGCCAAGUGUGCGAAUAAGCAGAGCGACGCGGAACUCGAAUUGUGCAUGGAAAUUGCGGGGAAACGUGAGAAGGUGAAAGAGAAGAGAACAAAUACCUUGGUGAAAAUCGGACAACCGCAGCUGCGCAAAGUAAUGGAUUCGCAGCUCGUUCAGGGCGCCGGGCCAGCCGUCUUCUCCAUCCUCUGCCAGGAGCUCUUCAUUACGGACGAAAACCUUAUUGCCCUCGUCGACGACCUGGCAAGCGAGUGCUUCACCAGGUUCGUGCUCGAGAACAAGGACGAGAACUGGCACCUGCACCAAAACAACAACGCCUCGCAGCAGGGGCGUCGGGACACGAGGGCGAGUGCGCCGAAGCCUGCGAAGACCGAGGGCAUAGCGCAGAGACACCUGGUGUACACCUAUGGACAAAUGGGCGUUGACAUGCCCUUCCACGGUGUUGGUCCUUUGGCCGUGGAUAUUCUCAAGGGCAAAUGCAUCUUCGAUAAGCUGGCGGAGGCAGGCAAACUUGAUCUUCUCGUUGAAAUGGCACUGAAUUCCCCAUACCCUGUGCCCAGCUGGUUCUUCCAUGAUAUACUGGAAUCGAUUACCUCUAUCACCCUCCCAAACUGAGAGCAACGGAGAUCUUUAUUUCUCACUGGGAAAAAAAUAUACAUUGGGAUUCAGUCUUUGGAAAGUUUUGUUGGUAUUAAAAGUUGACAGUGGUGCAGCAUAUGACUGGAUAUUGUUUUACAUUGCAAUAAACACAGAGCCGAUGAAAUACUGCAUAUUUAUAUGGUGAUAAUGUGCUUCUGCAUCAUUAAGUAACAAAAAAAUAUGCAUAACUUUUGAUUGCAAAACAAAUAAAAAUCUGUACACAUGGCACACUCCCCUCUUAAGUAUAAAUAAUCAUUUAAUCACUUUAAUACAUACAUAUACAUACCAUACCUAAGCAUGUGUGUUCAGUGGUUUAUGAGAUACUAAAGUCAAUUCCAUGCUAUAUAGUCCAACACUGUUAACAGUAUGUAUUAAUUGUUUCAUAAAAUAAAUCAGAAACCAUUGACCUAUAGA
Molecule: messenger RNA, 1363 nt
Organism: Penaeus monodon (black tiger shrimp)
Lineage: Eukaryota; Metazoa; Arthropoda; Malacostraca; Decapoda; Penaeidae
Source: RefSeq, a predicted model, not a curated record